AUGGUGGAUUACUGCAUGACCAUCAACGAUGCCGAGAUCGAGCGUGCUGCCCGCAACGCCGUCAGACUCCAGAGAUGGCCGGUAGACGCCACCCCCAGCAGCAGCAGCGCUGCCACAUCAUCGUCGGCCGCAUCCUCCUCCAAUGACGGCGACGUUUUCUCGUCACCAACGAAAGCGACAAGGCGGAGGAGGCUCCCUCACCCGCCCCAGUCCAUCAACCAAACGGAAUACGGCCCGCUGAGCAUGUCGCCCAUCAGCGUCAGCAUCGAGACUAAGAAGAACGACGGCUCCGAGGACAUGGCAAAGGCGCAACUCUCCGUCUGGGCAUCCGCGCAGAUCCUGCGGCUGAGACAGCUGAUCGGCUCCGACGAACCGCUAGGUAUCACCCUGCCUCUGGUUUUCGUCUUGGGGUCGACAUGGCAGCUCCUCUUCGCCGUGGAGAGGAAAGAUCGGAUUGCUUUCUUUGGAUCCUUGGCUAACAACUCUGCUCUCGAAAGGAACUGA
Messenger RNA from Colletotrichum spaethianum, 504 nucleotides. RefSeq lists its product as uncharacterized. The record is from RefSeq and is a predicted model, not a curated record. Lineage: Eukaryota; Fungi; Ascomycota; Sordariomycetes; Glomerellales; Glomerellaceae. Bases 1 to 504 code for a protein of 167 amino acids. The transcript has 2 exons.